Dissoconium aciculare CBS 342.82 is the source of this 1401-nucleotide messenger RNA. RefSeq lists its product as uncharacterized. Gene Ontology annotation, molecular function: glutathione-disulfide reductase (NADPH) activity; flavin adenine dinucleotide binding; NADP binding. The transcript has a single exon. Lineage: Eukaryota; Fungi; Ascomycota; Dothideomycetes; Mycosphaerellales; Dissoconiaceae. Gene Ontology annotation, cellular component: cytosol; mitochondrion. Gene Ontology annotation, biological process: cellular response to oxidative stress; cell redox homeostasis; glutathione metabolic process. Bases 1 to 1401 code for a protein of 466 amino acids. The record is from RefSeq and is a predicted model, not a curated record.
AUGGCGCCCAUCACGAAGGAAUGCGACUACUUGGUCAUCGGCGGUGGUUCCGGUGGCCUCGCCAGUGCGCGACGAGCCAGCGGCAUGUAUGGUGCCAAGACUAUCGCCAUUGAAAACAACCGGUUGGGAGGUACAUGUGUCAACGUCGGCUGUGUGCCGAAGAAAGUCACCUGGAAUGCCGCCACCAUCAAAGAGACCAUCAAGGAGGCCAAAGCUUAUGGUUUCCAUGUCGAAGAGACUGCACCUUUCGACUGGACGUACUUCAAGCGCAAGCGGGAUGCGUACGUCAAGAGGUUGAAUGGCAUCUACGAUAAGAACUUGAAGAACGACAAGGUGGAAUGGAUUCAUGGAACAGCAUCAUUCAAGGACACCAACACUGUCAAGGUGGUUUUGAACGAGGACAGUAGUGAGGUCGAGAUCAAGGCGAAGAACAUCUUGAUCGCCGUCGGAGGUCACCCGACCAAGUCUGAUAUCCCUGGUGCUGAGCUCGGUAUCGACUCGGAUGGCUUCUUCGAUAUCGAGACACAGCCGAAGAAGGUCGCUAUCGUCGGUGCUGGAUACAUCGCUAUUGAGAUUGCUGGCAUGUUCCACCAUCUUGGUACGGAGACUCACUUGUUCAUCCGCCAUGACAAGUUCCUCCGCACAUUCGACCCUCUGAUUCAAGACAAGCUCGUCGCGGAGUACGAACGUCAAGGGAUCAUCAUCCACAAGAACUCAUCACAAUCUAAACUGGAGGAUAUCGGCAACGGCCUCAAGAGAGUGCACUACGAAGACUCGAACGGCAAGGGUACUCUCGACGUGGACGUCCUCAUGUGGGGUAUCGGCCGUAGCCCCGAGCUCGAAAAGUUGAACCUGGACGUAACCGGCGUCAAGACCGACAAGAAAGGCCACAUCGAAGUCGACGACUACCAGAACACCAACGUCCCCAACAUCUACGCGCUAGGCGACGUCUGCAACAAAGGAUACGAAUUGACCCCGGUCGCCAUCGCCGCCGGCCGCCGGCUCUCCGACCGGCUCUUCGGCAACAAGCCCGACGCCAAACUUGACUACGACACGAUCCCCUCCGUCGUCUUCGCGCACCCGGAAGCCGGCAGCAUCGGCCUCACCGAACCCGAAGCGCGGGAGAAAUACGGCGCCGAGAACAUCAAGGUCUACAAGAGCGAGUUCACUGCCAUGUACUACGCCAUGAUGGAGCCCGAGGACAAGGGUCCCACCGCGUACAAGAUCGUCUGCGCCGGCAAGGAGGAGAAGGUCGUCGGUCUGCACAUCCUGGGUCUGGGCUCGGGCGAGAUUCUGCAGGGUUUCGGCGUCGCGGUGAAGAAUGGCGCCACAAAGGCGGAUUUCGACCGCUGUGUGGCGAUUCACCCGACGAGCGCGGAGGAGCUGGUGACGAUGAAGUAG